AUGCCUCCCGGCGACCCUCAUGAGGUUCUCCGACUAUCGCAGAGCCGAUUGCUCAGCCUCUCCAACCGCUAUAUGCGAGUCGACCGGCAGACGCUACAGCGCCUCUCCCUCUUCUCUGCCAUUGUAUUCAAUUUCAAGGCGCUUUUCAUACCCAUGUCGGAACUUAGGGAUGAACCUGGUGUACCGAAAUUGCUUGCGAAGAUUCUGAAGGAGCAUGUUGUAUUGCCAGAGUUGGAGAAGUGGUCGGAGGAGCAGGAUGAGAAAGGUUUGAUGGAGAAGGGUUGGGAGGUACACACUCUGGGAGAAAGUUCACGGUUUAAGGGGUAG
This is a messenger RNA of Paracoccidioides lutzii Pb01, 327 nucleotides long. RefSeq lists its product as hypothetical. The record is from RefSeq and is a predicted model, not a curated record. The transcript is spliced from 2 exons. The coding region runs from base 1 to 327 and encodes 108 amino acids.